AGUGUUUUUUUAAGAAAAGGAAAACGAGUUAGUUACCUGGGAUCUGGAAUUGGUUGAAGCACGAAUAGCUCCAUCUGGCCCCGCGCCAAACCAUUUUGAUUUCGAAGCGGAGAGUUCAUUCUGUUUUCUUCUUCACAAACGAACGCAACAGUUCUAUCGUAUAAUAUUCUCGAGAAAAUCUUCAAUAUCUAUCUUUUUCUCUCACUCUAAUUCAAAAGUUUAGCGACCGCAAAUUAUCUGCUCCUCUACACAUGGCGUCGCCUGGUUUCUUUUCAUUCGGAAGAUUUUGGCCACCGUUUCAGGGACAGGGAGGGAUGAGGCAGCAACUUGAUCCCUCGGCUCACACAAUGAAGUCCCAUGGAUCAGCACUUGCAAGGAAACACGUUCGUGAUUGGCUUAUAUUGCUGCUUCUCAUAGUAAUAGAGAUUGUCCUUUUUGUCAUUCAUCCAUUUAAACGCUUUGUAGGAAGGGACAUGAUGGAGGACAUUAGAUAUCCUAUGAAAGAAAACACGGUUCCUGUAUGGGCUGUUCCUUUAUAUGCGGUUCUGUUGCCGAUGGCCGUGUUCCUUCUCUUCUAUAUGCGCAGGAGAUGUGUUUAUGAUUUGCACCACAGUAUUCUAGGUUUGCUAUUUGCUGUUCUGAUAACUGGGGUCUUCACCGAUGCAAUAAAAAAUGCAGUUGGCAGGCCUCGACCAGACUUCUUUUGGCGUUGUUUCCCCGAUGGGGUAGAGAAUUAUGAUAGAUGGGGAGGUGUGGUAUGUCAUGGCAAUGCUAGCGAUAUAAAAGAAGGACACAAGAGUUUCCCAAGUGGCCAUACAUCAUGGUCCUUUGCAGGUCUAGGUUUUCUCUCUCUGUACCUAUCGGGGAAGAUUAAAGCUUUUGAUCGCAAAGGACACGUGGCAAAAUUAUGCAUUGUGUUUCUUCCUCUACUUGUUGCUUGCCUAGUUGCAAUCUCUCGAGUGGAUGACUAUUGGCACCAUUGGCAAGAUGUUUUUGCCGGAGGCAUUCUAGGGCUAGUUGUGGCAACCUUUUGUUAUAUGCAGUUCUUCCCUCCGCCCUAUAAUGAUGAAGGAUGGGGUCCAUAUGCAUAUUUCCGGGCAAUGGAGGAAUCACGAACCAAUCCAAUCAUUAAUCGGGAAUCACCUGUUGGGCAGGCCAUGGAGGAACGGGUUACGAAUCAAGAACCAAGGAGAAAUGGUGAUACCUUUACCCCUUACUCUUACCAUAGCCCAACCUUGGAAGCCAUGGAAAUGGGACAGAAGUAAUCUUUAUUAUUUAUGGUCUUCUCUUGCACAGAUGAAUCUUCUCCCUAGCUAGUUCUUUAUGUAUACUUGUGAGGUUCUCUACACGUCAACCACUAGAUUUAGCAAAUUGUGCAGCUUCUGCCUUCUGUUUGUUCAUGCAUUAUUAUUGCCAUUGGCACUGCCACUGUAAAAAAUGAAAAAAUGGCGGCUGCUUUCCGCUGAAUAAGAUCAUGCUAAUAGAUGGUACGUUAAUGGGAGGUUUUUUUCUUUCUGUUUAAA
Molecule: messenger RNA, 1523 nt
Organism: Glycine soja
Lineage: Eukaryota; Viridiplantae; Streptophyta; Magnoliopsida; Fabales; Fabaceae
Product: lipid phosphate phosphatase 2-like
Exons: 9
Coding region: 252-1265 (337 amino acids)
Biological process (GO): phospholipid metabolic process
Molecular function (GO): phosphatidate phosphatase activity
Source: RefSeq, a predicted model, not a curated record